Molecule: messenger RNA, 1403 nt
Organism: Anneissia japonica
Lineage: Eukaryota; Metazoa; Echinodermata; Crinoidea; Comatulida; Comatulidae
Product: oncoprotein-induced transcript 3 protein-like
Exons: 4
Coding region: 1008-1322 (104 amino acids)
Source: RefSeq, a predicted model, not a curated record
CCACUGCUACUACUACUACUAUUAAUACUACAGUACUGCAGCUCUACUACCACUAAUGCAGUACUGCAGCACUGCAGCUCUACUACCACAAAUACAGUACUGAGGCUGUACUAACACAUUACUGCAGCUCUACUCCACUAACAGACAAAUCCUAAUGAACCAAAGUUAAACAGUUGAAAAAAAAGUAAAACAUAAUCCAAUAUUAUUAUCUUUUGUAAUUACAUAGUGGUAUAAUCCAUUAUUUUAAGAAGGGUAUUUCAUCCCGUAGUUACAUAAUUUAAUUUAUUGAAAUUAUUAUUUCUGUAAAACAUCAACAUAAAGCAGACUGACUUUGAUAAAUGUCAUAGAAAACAAAUUUUCAUUGUUAACGGAUCUUAUGAAGGGGUAUUGAAGGAGCCUUAAUGUCUUAUGUUUUGUCCGGCUCUUAAAGUUACAAGCUCUCAACCAGGAAAAUAAUUUCGUACAAUCAUCCGUUCAUCAGUCGAGAACGUAGUCGCUUCAGUUUCUUCAGUUUGAUUUUACAAGAAUUAACUUCCUUCGAACAGUUAUUUGUAGAGCACCAUGAAAAUAAUAUUUGUUGCAGUCAUAUGCUUAUGUAUCCUUGAGAUAGCACUCGUGGACGGUUUUUGGAGGCGUCGAAGACGACGACGCCGCCGAUCGUGCUCUGCUGUGAAUUGCGCGUGGGGUGACUGGCAGGAAUGGGGUGCCUGUUCUAUAACUUGUGGAAAUAACGGCGAGCAAACAAGGAUUAGAACCAAAGUAGAUCUGCGUCUUGUGGAGGCGCAGCGUGUACUGGUCCGAGUCAGGAACAGAGAGUCUGUUCACCUGGGUGUAUUCGUGGAACAGCGGUGGAAGGAGGUUGCGAAUGUCCCUUCACAUACACCGGCAACUGCUGCGAACAGUUAAUUGAAGAAAACAACUGCGCCAAUCGAUUUACUCUCGUUCAGCCGUGGCGAAGCACCAACAACCAGCAGUUAUCCGGCCAAGAAUGUGAUUCAAACGCCCUGAUGGCAUACUGGUAUCAAUUUACCGGUAAUGGUGGCAACAAAAUGCCAACUACAUGUGUUGUUGCUGACCGAUGCGGAGUGCACAGUCCAAUAUGGAUGAAUGGAUCUCAUCCGUCUGUUGAUAACGGUAUAGUAACCAAACAAGUUUGCAAGAGUCUAAGCACUGAUGGUGUGACAAAUUGUUGCGAGUGGUCCUCCAACAUUAGAGUAAAACACUGUGGCGAAUAUUUCAUCUACUCUCUUCCAAAACUCAAUGCUUGUGGGUCAGGUUUUUGCGCAGGUAAUACAUCUUUAUUAUCAUUAAUAAAUAUUUGAAUACUAAUUCUGUACUCGGUUUAUUCUAGAGGGUGAGCUGGCUUUGCUCACGCUUAGUAUGUGAACGUCGCGACAAGUUUU